Messenger RNA from Rotaria sp. Silwood1, 816 nucleotides. The record is from the annotation of a GenBank genome assembly. Lineage: Eukaryota; Metazoa; Rotifera; Eurotatoria; Philodinida; Philodinidae.
AUGAAUUAUAGACGAUCUCAACACACAGCAUCCGUACUAACGAAUGGAAAAGUAUUAGUUGCCGGUGGAGUUGACACUUAUUUUUUAAAUAGUUCUGAAUUGUAUGAUCCGUCAACAGGAACUUGGACAAGCACUGGUCAGAUGAUUUUUGGAGGAUGUCGAUAUACAGCAUCCGUGUUAACCAAUGGAAAAGUGUUGACCGUUGGUGGACAAGGUAUUGGUACUAUAAAUAAUGCUCAGUUGUAUGAUCCAUUAACAGGAACUUGGACAGCAGCUGCUAAUAUGACUACUCCACGAUAUUACCAUACAGCAUCCGUAUUAACAAAUGGAACAGUGCUAAUUGCUGGUGGAUAUUCCUAUGGUUACCUAAAUAGUUCUGAAUUGUAUGAUCCAUCCACAGGAACUUGGGCAAACAGUAGCAAUAUGAAUUAUGCACGAUCUCAACACACAGCAUCUGUUUUAACAAAUGGAAAAGUAUUAGUUGCUGGUGGAUUAGGCGAUUCUUUAUCUAGCUCUGAAUUGUAUGAUUCAUCAACAGAAAUCUGGACAACAACUGGUAGUAUGAAUAUCGGACGAUAUUAUCAUACAGCAACAGUAUUGACUGAUGGUAAAGUGUUGGCUGUUGGUGGAUUUAACGGCAGUGAUUUUUUUAUCGAUAGUGCCGAGUUGUAUGAUCCGUCAACAGGAAAUUGGACAAUCAUUGAUAGUAUGAACAAUCAACGAAGUCAGCACACAGCAUCUGUAUUGGUUAAUGGACAAGUGUUAGUUACAGGUGGUUACAUUUAUCAUAUUCUCAGUAGCUCUGAAGCAUAUUAA